AAAGACAGCAGAACGGUCCCAGGCUUCCUCAUCUCGUUCACGUCAGAGGCAGGAACCGACCGACUGUGCUAAGGCUGUGGGCUCAACACGCAGAGACAGAGCUGGAGCAGCCUCAGACUGGGAAAGAAGACGGGGUCCUCCCUGACCCAAGGAAUUAGCACUAGUGGAGUAAAGACAUCUGACUUUUUGAUCUUAUUUGGUUGCCUUUUCUCUCCUUCCACCGGUAGACCUACCACUUGGGUUGUAUUUCUUUUGUGAAGCCUUCACUCUUCCCCUCAAAAAGAAAAAAAAAAAAAAAGAGGAAAGGAAGAGAGGGAGAGAGGUGGGCGCUCUAAGUGAGCGCAUCAGCUGGCUCCAGCCCGAACAGACAAGAAUUCUCUCUGCCCAGGAAGCUCCUUCGCUCUCCGGCUACCCAGCCCCCAACCCCCCAACCUGGGCAUCUGGAUCAGCUCCUUGCUCAGAGGACAGAUCUCUUCAGGAGUUAGAAUCAAAGAGCACACGGUCAAGAGAAAACACCGGAGAGGGCGACAUCACGAAGAUUCCUAUUACUCCAUGCCGGCUACUACGGGGAGCUCUUGAACCAAGCCCUGGCUGAGAGGAUGGGGGUCGACGGGGAAACGGUGGUCUUGAAGAACAUGCUCAUCGGUGUAAACCUGAUCCUCCUGGGAUCCAUGCUCAAACCUUCUGAGUGUCGGCUGGAGGUGACCACAGAAAGGGGCCAGAGACAAACUGUGGAGGAGGAAGGAGGUGCUUCCAGCUACAACACGUCCAGCAAGGAACAGCCUAUGGUCUUCAACCAUGUGUAUAACAUCAAUGUCCCAGUGGAGAGCCUCUGCUCCUCAGGGCUGGAAGCCUCAGCUGAACAGGAAGUGAGCGCUGAAGAUGAUACUCUGGCAGAAUACAUAGGCCAAACCUCAGAUCACGAAAGCCAGGUCACCUUUACCCACAAGAUCAACCUCCCUAAAAAAGCCUGCCCGUGUGCCAGUUCUACCCAGGUGCUGCAGGAGCUCCUAAGCCGGAUCGAGAUGCUGGAGAGGGAGGUAUCGUUGCUGCGAGAUCAGUGCAGCACCAACUGCUGUCAGGAAAGUGCGGCCACAGGACAACUGGACUAUGUCCCUCACUGCAGCGGCCAUGGCAACUUUAGCUUUGAGUCCUGUGGCUGCAUCUGUAAUGAAGGCUGGUUUGGCAAGAACUGCUCAGAGCCCUACUGCCCACUGGGCUGCUCCAGUCGGGGAGUGUGUGUCGACGGCCAGUGCAUUUGCGACAGUGAAUACAGUGGCGAUGACUGCUCUGAGCUGCGGUGCCCAACAGACUGCAGCUCCCGGGGGCUCUGCGUGGAUGGAGAAUGUGUCUGUGAAGAGCCCUACACAGGCGAGGACUGCAGGGAGCUGCGGUGCCCCGAGGACUGUUCAGGGAAGGGGCAGUGCGCCAACGGUACGUGCCUGUGCCAAGAGGGCUAUGCUGGGGAAGACUGCAGCCAGCGCCGGUGUCUGAAUGCCUGCAGUGGGCGAGGACACUGCCAGGAGGGACUCUGCGUCUGUGAGGAAGGCUACCAGGGCCCCGACUGUUCAACAGUUGCCCCUCCAGAGGACUUGCGAGUGGCUGGUAUCAGCGACAGGUCCAUUGAGCUGGAAUGGGACGGGCCGAUGGCAGUGACGGAAUAUGUGAUCUCUUACCAGCCGAUGGCCCUGGGGGGCCUCCAGCUCCAGCAGCGGGUGCCUGGAGAUUGGAGUGGUGUCACCAUCACGGAGCUGGAGCCAGGUCUCACCUACAACAUCAGCGUCUACGCUGUCAUUAGCAACAUCCUCAGCCUUCCCAUCACUGCCAAGGUGGCCACUCAUGUCUCCACUCCUCAAGGGCUACAGUUCAAGACGAUCACAGAGACCACCGUGGAGGUGCAGUGGGAGCCCUUCUCAUUCCCCUUCGAUGGGUGGGAGAUCAGCUUCAUUCCAAAGAACAAUGAAGGAGGGGUGAUAGCUCAGCUUCCCAGCGACGUUACCUCCUUCAACCAGACAGGGCUGAAACCCGGAGAGGAGUACAUUGUGAAUGUUGUGGCUCUGAAGGAACAAGCCCGGAGCCUCCCUACCUCCGCCAGCGUCUCUACGGUCAUUGAUGGGCCCACGCAGAUCCUGGUUCGAGAUGUCUCUGACACUGUGGCCUUUGUGGAGUGGACCCCACCUCGAGCCAAAGUUGACUUCAUUCUCUUGAAAUACGGCUUAGUGGGUGGAGAAGGCGGGAAGACUACCUUCCGGCUGCAGCCUCCCCUAAGCCAGUACUCAGUGCAAGCCCUUAGACCUGGCUCCCGCUAUGAGGUCUCAGUCAGUGCAGUCCGAGGAAACAAUGAAAGCGAUGCCACAAGUACCCAAUUUACAACAGAGAUUGAUGCUCCCAAGAAUUUGCGAGUGGGUUCCCGCACAGCAACUAGCCUUGACCUUGAGUGGGAUAACAGCGAGGCAGAAGCUCAGGAGUACAAGGUUGUGUACAGCACCUUAGCGGGCGAGCAGUACCAUGAAGUGCUGGUCCCCAAGGGCAUUGGUCCAACUACCAGGACCACCCUCACGGAUCUGGUACCAGGCACAGAAUAUGGAGUUGGAAUAUCUGCGGUCAUGAACUCAAAACAAAGCAUUCCCGCUACCAUGAACGCCAGGACAGAGCUUGACAGUCCCCGAGACCUUAUGGUAACAGCCUCAUCAGAGACCUCUAUCUCUCUCAUCUGGACCAAGGCCAGUGGUCCCAUUGAUCACUACCGAAUUACUUUUACCCCAUCUUCUGGGAUCUCCUCAGAAGUCACUGUGCCUAGGGACAGGACUUCAUAUACUCUGACAGAUCUAGAGCCCGGAGCAGAAUACAUCAUCUCUAUCACUGCUGAGAGGGGUCGGCAGCAGAGCCUGGAGUCCACUGUGGAUGCCUUCACAGGCUUUCGCCCUAUUUCCCAUCUGCACUUUUCUCACGUGACCUCCUCCAGCGUCAACAUCACCUGGAGUGACCCAUCUCCCCCAGCAGACAGACUCAUCCUCAACUACAGCCCCAGGGAUGACGAGGAAGACAUGAUGGAAGUCCUCCUGGAUUCCACCAAGAGGCACGCUGUCCUCAUGGGGCUACAGCCAGCCACUGAAUAUAUAGUGAACCUUGUAGCUGUCCAUGGGACCGUAACUUCCGAGCCCAUAGUGGGUUCCAUCACUACAGGAAUCGAUCCCCCCAAAAACAUCACAAUUAGCAACGUGACUAAGGACUCGGUGACGGUUUCCUGGAGUUCUCCUGUCGCACCUUUUGAUUACUACCGUGUAUCAUAUCGACCCACACAAGUGGGACGGCUGGACAGCUCCGUGGUGCCCAACACUGUGACAGAGUUCACCAUCACCAGGCUGUAUCCAGCUACUGAAUAUGAAAUAAGCCUCAAUAGUGUGAGGGGCAGGGAGGAGAGUGAGCGCGUCUGCACCCUGGUGCACACAGCCAUGGAUAGCCCUGCGGAUCUGACUGCUUCCAACAUCACCCCCACAGAAGCCCUGCUUCAGUGGAAAGCACCCAUGGGUGAAGUGGAGAACUAUGUCAUUGUCCUCACACACUUUGCAAUUGCAGGAGAGACCAUCCUGGUUGAUGGAGUCAGUGAAGAAUUCCAGCUUGUUGGCCUGCUUCCUAGCACCCACUAUACCGUCACCAUGUAUGCCACCAGUGGGCCUCUCGUGAGUGGCACCAUUGCCACCAACUUCUCUACCCUCCUGGACCCUCCUGCCAACCUGACAGCCAGCGAAGUCACCAGGCAAAGUGCACUGAUCUCCUGGCAGCCCCCCAGAGCAGAGAUCGAAAACUAUGUCUUGACAUACAAGUCCUCUGAUGGUAGCCGCAAAGAGCUGAUUGUGGAUGCUGAGGACACGUGGAUCCGACUGGAGGGCCUGUCAGAGAACACAGACUACACAGUGCUCCUGCAGGCAGCUCAGGAUGCCACAAGGAGCAGCCUUACCUCUACUGUCUUCACCACAGGGGGCCGUCUGUUCUCUCAUCCUCAAGACUGUGCCCAGCAUUUGAUGAAUGGAGAUACUCUGAGUGGAGUUUACACCAUCUUCCUCAAUGGGGAGCUAAGGCACAAGCUGCAAGUAUACUGUGACAUGACCACAGACGGGGGCGGCUGGAUUGUCUUCCAGAGGCGGCAGAACGGCCAAACUGAUUUUUUCCGGAAAUGGGCUGAUUAUCGCGUUGGCUUUGGGAAUCUGGAGGAUGAGUUUUGGCUAGGACUAGAUAACAUCCACAGGAUAACAGCCCAGGGCCGCUACGAGCUGCGAGUUGAUAUGAGGGACGGCCAGGAGGCAGCCUUUGCCUACUAUGACAAGUUCGCUGUAGAGGACAGCAGAAGCCUAUACAAGCUCCGCAUAGGAGGCUACAAUGGCACUGCAGGAGACUCCCUCAGCUAUCACCAGGGACGCCCUUUCUCCACGGAGGACAGAGACAACGACGUUGCAGUCACCAACUGUGCCAUGUCAUACAAGGGUGCUUGGUGGUAUAAGAACUGCCACCGGACCAACCUCAAUGGGAAGUACGGGGAGUCCAGGCACAGUCAGGGGAUCAACUGGUACCACUGGAAAGGCCAUGAAUUCUCCAUCCCCUUUGUAGAAAUGAAGAUGCGGCCCUACAACCACCGGCUCACAGCCGGGAGAAAACGGCGAGCCUUGAAAUUCUGAGCACUGGGCAGCCAGCCACCAGCCAGACGAUCUUUUCCGUCAUUUGUUUGUAUUUUAUAAUAUGAGACAAGGGGGGAGGGGCAACAGUAACGUGCUUCACAACAUACUCAGAGCAUCUGAAGGAAGCAGGGAUCAGUUAGGUACCAUCUGCUCAUAGUCUCUGCUGCCUUGGAGCCUGACCCUCGGGCUACAUGCUCCCUGCUAAUCAGUCCUCCGUAAUCAUCCCCUCCUUUCUCACAGAGGAGGAAAACUGGGGAGUGGAAAACACAAUUCAAAAACCAUAAAAUACAAAUUGUUAUGGUGACAGGCACACACACCUUCUUCCUCUACCCUCUCCUGAGACACCUUCCUCUUCUAAAUAAUAGUAAACUGGUCACAGCCGACCAUGGCCAGGUGACCACACCAGCACAGGGGAGCUCCAGUAAGAAAGCUUGGCCAGUCUCCUCUUAAGAGCGAAGACACCUGCCACAUCCCAACACAACAGCCCAAAUUCAUUGAAAUGGGCUAAAGAUUUUCACAUUCUGGCACUUAACACACAGGAGGAGUGUCUUCUCUUCCAGCCCCACCCCUUCCCUAGUUCUAUUCCCUAGAGCCUAUAGACCUAACAACCCAGUCAUUGUUUAAGACUCCAGUUGCCAAAGCUGUCUGCUCGUGCCCUUGGAUGUCAUAAGCCACUGUCAUGGAAUAACUCUGGUGGUGAGACUGGGAGAAGGGUUUUGUUUUUAGCUUACAUCAGGCAUUGAGAAGGGACAGGAGUAGAAAUCAGGGCACCUACCAGGGAGUCUGUAAGUCCCACUGGAAACUGACCUUACUUAGAGAUUCUUUUUUGGACCAUGCAUUCGUUCCCCUGAUGUCCUAGUUGAAGAUCUCUAGUUCUGUCUUCAGCCAGGCUACUCUCAGUGCAAGUGGCUUAGCAAUAAUCAGGGAAAGAAGUUGUAUGAGCAUCAGCCAUUCUGCUGACCAAUAUAUCGCCCUAGGAGGAGAGA
Messenger RNA from Myodes glareolus (Bank vole), 5662 nucleotides. RefSeq names its product tenascin R (gene Tnr). Gene Ontology annotation, molecular function: protein binding. The record is from RefSeq and is a predicted model, not a curated record. Lineage: Eukaryota; Metazoa; Chordata; Mammalia; Rodentia; Cricetidae.